CUCAUUUAUCGGCACGGUGUUUUUUCCCAGGGACACGCGAGUCAGCUGUGUGGUGUGGUGUCACACUGAAAGCGUUCCGCGGCCAGGGGUUAGAUAGGAAACACUGCAGUUGUCAACGUUUCAUAAUUGAAUGUUGCGCUAGUGUAACAUUAAAUAUACAGUGGCGUGUUUUUGAUGGUUCUGUCCACAGAGGGACCGUUCGAGUUCACCUGUGUGAAUGCCGAUGCUCUCCAUGUAGUGUGUUCCUUCCCCUUGAGGCUGUCAUCAGCUUCUGUGGCUGACAGCGGAGCAGGAUGUCAGACAGUGGGAACCAGUCCUGUUGGAUGGGAGCAGAGGACACCGUCUCCUUCCUGGUGUGUGUGUUUCAUGCAUGGGAGGAAUGGGCGGGCCUUGGGCAGUUGGAGGACUAUCUGAGUGUUUUGGAGUAUCUGCUGUGGGUCUUCACCCCUCUGGCCGUCGUCUUCAUCCUGCCCUUCCUCAUUGUCAUCCUCAUUUACCUCUCUAUACUCUUCCUUCAUGUCUACAAGAGGAAGAAUCAGCUGAGGGAAGCUUACUGCAACAACCUGUGGGAUGGAGCCAGGAAGACCCUGGCGACUCUGUGGGACGGACACGGAGCCAUAUGGCACGGUUAUGAGAUCCAUGGGAUGGAGAAGAUCCCUGACAAAGGUCCAGCGCUGAUAGUGUACUACCACGGAGCCAUUCCCAUUGACUACUAUUACUUCCUGGCCAAUGUUAUCAUCCAGAAGGGACGGCCCUGUCACUCUGUAGCUGACUACUUCCUCUUUAAGAUCCCAGGUUUCAAGUUACUGUUGGAGGUGUUCAGUGUGAUCCACGGUCCUCAGGAAGAGUGCGUGCGGGCUCUGAGGAGUGGUCACCUGUUGGGGAUUUCCCCGGGAGGAGUGCGCGAGGCUCUGUUCAGUGAUGAGACCUACCCUCUCCUCUGGGGAAAACGCAAAGGCUUCGCCCAGGUCGCCAUUGACGCUCAAGUGCCAAUAAUUCCAAUGUUUACUCAGAAUCUGCGGGAAGGCUUCAGAUCCCUGGGAACACUCAGAUUUUUCCGCUGGCUGUACGAGAGGUUUCGCCUCCCUGUAGCUCCUGUUUAUGGGGGAUUUCCUGUGAAGUUCCGCACCUUCCUCGGUGAUCCCAUCCCGUAUGACCCCAACAUAAACGCUGCAGAGCUGGCAGAGAAGGUGCAGCAGGCAGUUCAGUCUCUGAUAGACCAGCACCAGCAGAUCCCGGGGAACAUCCUGAGAGCCUUGUUGGAGAGAUUUUACACCAAACACAAAGACCACUGACACAGCAGCAGUUCAUCAACAGAGACAGACCACCCAGUGUGUGAGCAAAACAACGCGUCCCAUUGGCGCAGAUGGCUGCAGUGUGCACAGGUUUGGCCUAACAUGUUGGAACAUUUGCACAGCUUUCUUCACCGCUUCCAAACAACUACCAACUACAGCUGCUGAGCUCCGUUUUACAUACAUGUUGUACAUACAUGUUGCAUGUUUCAGAUUUUUUUCAAUGCGUGCAUUGACUCCCUUUUUCGUCCGAUGAACUCUUGAAAGCUAUACUUCUUGAAGUUGUGAUAUUGGACUCGACAAUAAUCACACCUCAAAAAAAUUAUAAAUGCAAAGAGAAUUAUUUUUUUAAUACACACGUGUACAAUAUCUAAUUUCUUGUGUUCUGAUUGUCUCUUCAGCAGAGGUGACAAUUUCCAUACAGGUUUAGUGGCUUCACGGUUAACGGUGAAGUAGGUGGAUUUGAUUUGUGGGAGUAUUUUGGAAACAGUAAUGUUAUUAGUGUUGUAAGUUAGCGGUAGCCCAGACUUAAUUAAACCGACACAGGUUGAGUCUGAUCUAAACUGCUGUGGCUGCCCGGUGCAGCUCUGACAUUUUCUGGCAUUGCACAGCGCAGGGAAGGAAUAAUCUCUGAGAUUACGGUAUGUUCUGCCUCCAUUUAGAAGUGGUGACUGUAGGCUGCAGCUCACAGCAACUUAAGACUAUAUAGUGUUGUCAAAUGGCUUUUAAUUGAGUUUCCUCUUAGUGAAAUAAUAGACACUGAAAAGCGUGGGGCCUUUUUACCACCUUUUUUACCACCUAAAAAGAAACGAUAAAUGCAAAGGUAAUUAUUUUUAAUACAAGCGUGUACAAUAUCUAAUUUCUUGUGUUCUGUGUGUCUUUAAGUCUUUUAAUGAUACUAGUAAUUAGUGGACACACAUACAUACAUACAUACAGAUACAUCUUGAUAGAUACUUUAACAUCACUCUCAGGUUGCACAUCUACAGUCUUACUUGACUUUGAGCAAAGGGUGUAAUUUGUGAGAUCAGGCUGCAGGUUUAAGUCUUAUUUAUGUCUCUGCGUUAAAUCUAAGCCACAGGUACGUGUAUAUCUUGACCCAACGCCGUAGCCAGACGUGCACCUCUCAAAAAAAUAUAACUACAUGUCGGGGCAACGCAGACCACAACGACUGUGAUUGAUCUGUUUGGCUCUGGCUUGGUACCAUUGCAUUUCCCCCUACUCGCUUCCUACAACAGCUUUCCAACCGUGGGAACUCCUUAUACUUAAGGGGCGUUUUAUUCAAUUUUAUAGCAUUUGAAAAAUCAAUUGAAGUGGUUUUGAAAUACUAUUGAUUAAAAGUUAACAUAUUCCAGUCUGUGAUUAUCCAUCAACAUCCAUUCCUUUAAUUUUAGUCCAAAUAAUUCCUAAUUUCUGCUUUUCUAACUCAAACAUUAGGUAUACAUUCCUAUAAAUGAGGUUUAAAAAGCGUCAAAAGUGUUGACAAAAACAUGAAAAAAAAGUGUUGAUUUACAAUUUUGACGGGAAGACAACACAAGGGUUAUCUCAAAUCUUUUAUCAGUCAAUCACACUUCACAGGUAACUGACAAACUAAGGCUGCAACAAGACUAGAAGCAUUACAUUUGGGAAAAGGAGACGUAUGCACACACAACAAUUAAAAUAGGCAGGGAUGUGGGUUCAAAAGGUGUUCAAAAUAAAACAAAAUUAUUGAAACAGACGAAAUAGAUGAAAGACAUUAAUGUUUCAGCCAUUGAAGGCAGAGUUUUAAAUGUUUGUUUGAAGAUAUCAACACGUUCAGCUCUCCUCUAAUCCUCAGUCCGGCUGUUCCAGCUGCUCCGAGGAGAGAGCUGAACUCUCCCCUAAGCGUUUCACUGUGACUAACUCUAAGAAACAUACCGUAGAGGCUUAGCCCGCGCUUUAAGCCCCUGAGUGCCGUUCCACGGGUAGAGUCAACAACACACUUUUGACCUUUUUGAUCAAUGAAAUUCCAAAGUCAAAUUUGCAUUCCAUUGGUUCCAGUUGUUUCCAUGAGAUCUUAGUUGGGUUUUCAGGCAAAUCGCUGCUUGUAUGAAUGCCUGUGUAGUGUUAUGGUGUCGUUGGUGUGCGUGGUGCUCAAAAACUGUAUGUGCUUCCAGGUUGCACCCGAGGAACCAAGGAUUGGUUCCUAUUAAUACCGAGGGCACGCAUUUCCUCUUACACAUACAUUAAAAGCUUUUUAAGUAUGCUGGUACAAAGUAGUAAAAUACAUUUGGGAAGAAAAUAAAAUAAUAUGUGCUGACCCUGAGGCCACCAGUCAUGAGUUAAGAUGUUGUCACAGAAGAUUUGAUGCCUUGAAACUUCAGUUCAAAGACAGAAGUAAAGUGGUCUUAGUGUUUUAAAAUGAAUGGGUUGCCUCAAACCUUCAUUAGAGGUACAGUACAUUACAUUUUCCCUAAUUGUAUACAGUUUUGGGGAAAAACAGUAUGUUGUAUCCUUAUAUUCAUGUGUUCAUCCUCAUUCCCAAAAUCUUCCCCACCGAUACUUGUAUUUUCAAAUAUUAACAACACACAUACCACUCUGUGUUAUCAGUUCUACUGGGGAGGGUACAACACAGUAGAACUGACAUUAAUGGAAAUAUUGAUCAACAGAAAAGCUUCAUUUAGGUAAAUAGGAUUAAACUAAAUGCUCAGUGUAGAACAAAACGUUUUUCAUUCAUUUGUGUGUGUGUGUGUGUGUGUGUGUGUGUGUGUGUGUGUGUGUGUGUGUGUGUGUGUGUGUGUGUGUGUGUGUGUGUGUGUGUGGUGUGUGUGUGUGUGUGUGUGUGUGUGUGUGUGUGUGUGUGUGUGUGGUGUGUGUGUGUGUGUGUUGUGUGUGUGUGUGUGUGUGUGUGUGUGUGUGUGUGUGUGUGUGUGUGUGUGUGUGUGUGUGUGUGUGUGUGUGUGUGUGUGUUCCCACAGCCAGGGAACAGACCAAAAGGGAGCCUAUCUUGAGUAUCUUCUCACUGUAAUAUUGAUCAUAUCUGUACAAAUACUGAUCUGUCACUUUACUGUGUGCAUAUAUGAGUAUAUAUGAUGUACAUAUUGUGGUUCAACAAAUGGUUGUCAAAGUCUCACUGCCAACUCUGAAUCUGUUUUUAUUUUGAAAGAAGCCUUUGUAAAACCAAGUGUGUGUUUUUCCUGAUGUCUAACUGGAGGCUUUCCUUCUGUGUACUGGUUGCCUUUUUAAAUAUUUAUGUUUUCAGUUUUUAGAUGAUCUAACGUGUAUUUUUAAAUUCUGUCAAUAUAUAAACGUUGCACUUUUAAAUAUUGAGAUCCACUUCAACCUGUUUAAUAAAUCUAUUUUAUUAA
Messenger RNA from Etheostoma spectabile (orangethroat darter), 4615 nucleotides. It is a transcript of the gene tmem68, whose product is annotated as transmembrane protein 68. Gene Ontology annotation, molecular function: acyltransferase activity. Lineage: Eukaryota; Metazoa; Chordata; Actinopteri; Perciformes; Percidae. Bases 294 to 1295 code for a protein of 333 amino acids. Gene Ontology annotation, cellular component: membrane. The record is from RefSeq and is a predicted model, not a curated record. The transcript is spliced from 9 exons.